AAACACCCACUCAGAGGGCCCUGAUGUUCAGAGUUGUAGUCAAGUCACUAAAUGUCAAAUCAAGUCCCAAGUCGUAAGUCUGAAUCACCAGUACCUAAGUCCAAAUCAAGUCCUUUUUGUCAAUUAUCUAAUAUUUUGGAUGUUUCCUUCAUGAAAACACAACAGCCAUUUGUAGAAACUGUACAACAGUGUGCAAGUUAACUUCUUUUUUGCACAUUUGACCUUAGAAACCCACCAGAGUGGAAAAGAAACAGAGUUUGCCUGCAGCAGGUUGUCCUCUUGGCUCGUCUGCAUAUUCUCCCACAACACCCAUAAGACCCGUACGUUUUUGUCCCUGUCUUUAAUUACUAAUUAAUUUGUCUCCCUGUCGCCCUGUCUCAAGACGCGUCUCCUCAUCCUUCCUUCUCCGCUCUUGCAGACAAGGACGGGCGAGGACGUUGGGAUCCUGUGGUCCGCGAAGGGAUUUCAUUAUGGCUUCUUUCCAGAGCGAUGAAACCGAAGCAAACAAGGACUCGCACAAGGACAAACAACCUAACAGGCCGUGCUGGAGUUUUUCACGCUGUAUUUUCUGGAGGUGACAAUAUCACGCAAGCUUCUGUGCUCAUGUGGGGGAGGAAAGUGUUCUGUGAAGUACGAUUUGGAGUACAAUGUGUGUGUAUGUGCCAUUAUGUUGGUCGCGUGGGACCCCAGACUUAGCUCCAUCACUAAUGUAUGUCUGUCUGCUUCCUCCCCCACUACCACACUGAAAUGGGGUCACAUAGUGUCAUGAACGUCUCUGCUGUGUGUCCUCUAGCACUUCAUGCUGUACUCUGCAUGUGCGCACAUGUACGUGUGUUUUGCACCCUUCCUGAUCAUGGGCAUCAGUGUGGGUACGCCUGUUCGCGGGGUUACUUGGAGGGCAGGGGUUGUCACUGAAGCGUGGUGCUGAUUGGCUGAUCGGACUUGUUUAUGUUGUAUCCCUAUGCCCAGUGAAGAGGAACAGACCCCCUGCAGACCGUAGCCUCCACACCAGACAGUCCUCACACACCAACGCACUAUUAUUCCCCACGCUUUGGCGGCCCUUGUUACUAUGCAGACACACUUCUGUGCGCCCACUUUCUGGACAGAAGUAUGGUGUUCCUAACAAGUUGACAGAUGUAGGCCAUGGCUGGGGCAAGUGACUAAACAAGCUGACAUAUUAUGCCAAUAGUUUUUGGUUGGUUUUGCAUCAUGCACAUAAAUUUCACCAGUGACCUGUAUUUUUUUCCAUUAAUUCUGUCUCGCUUAAGCUUUCAGGCUUUCAAAAAGCUGCUUUCAGUUUCAGCUCAAACGCAGAUCCACGGAGCAAACAUGCUUUAAUAUUAAAGGAUUCACAUGUGCUUGUAGGACUCCAACAAUGCCACAGAUUUUGCUUUAAAUAUUUGCACAUGGUAAAACAUGAGUGUUAGUAAACAUGCCCAUAACAGAGAUAGGCCAGCUUUAAAUGCAAACCCAUGAAAAUGAGCAAAUUUAGGGACCAAAGUAUCAUUGGCACUAUAAAGUUGCGUCUUCAUGGAUUAGAAUAUGAUAAAAAAGUUAAAUGUUUUCCACCAGCUAUCUAGUUUUGAUAAUUACGGCCUAUAGCUCAAGAAAUGUUAAUAUCAAUAUCGUAAAACAUUCAAAUACUUUGUGUACGCCCCUAUUCAAACAAUAUGAGUACAGUUUAUCUCUCGGUACACACAACAACAAUCAAGGUGGAGGAUUCUGACCUGAUUAUCAUCCGUAAGACAACCAUUACCAUAAGGUGCACAAGCAGCAGGAGAACUGUUAGGAAAAGUAGAUUAAAAAACUUUCAAAAGAAGAUUUUGGAGCAUUUCAUGCGUCCAUCUGCUUAAUAGAGAUGCAGCCUUCUCUUCCAGCUGGAUUCAGCACCUGCCCACAGCGCCAAAACUACUAUGGUUGGCUGACCAGGAAAUUACAGUCAAGUAUUGCUUGAUUGACAAGCCAACUGGCCUGACCUGAUUCUCAUGGAGAAUCUGUGGGGCAAUGGCAAGAAGAAAAUAAAUAAAAACACCCGGCCAAAUAAUACAGACAAGCUGGAGGGAGCUGACAAAGCGACUUGGGCUUUUUUUUAUCGGGGAUAUAUUGGAGACAGUUUGAGGAUCUUUAAUUAAAUCAUGUUUUUCAUAUUCAUUGAGACAAUCCUGUACAGUAUCUGGGUAGAACAAAGAGAGUGUGUUGAAGCUAGAGCAGUGCGUGAGUUCACCUUUGCAUAUAUAGGAGAGUAAAUUGGCACUCGUGCGACAAGUAGAGGCAGCUUCGCAUGUUUAAGUGACACUCUGUGAUGCUAAUUGAAAGGCCAUGCAUGCAUAACAUACACUACAUUUCUCCCCUGCAUAAGUCAACGCCUUGAAUAGUACUUCAUGUUCUCAGAAAGAGAAAACAACGUGGAAAGUGUGUUUGUGUCAUGCAUGAGGUUAUGACUCUCCCUCUGAGGCCUGGAUGAUGUGAUGAUUACAGCUCACUCUGUCUGAUGUCUUUAGGCGUGCCUCUUAUGCAUUUAAAGGCACGUGAGACGAUGUUAACAGGGUGUGUGCUCUGGCAACAGCGUGAGUACUAGUUUCCAGCAUUUCCCAGCAUGCACAACAAACUUAUUUUAUUUAUGAGGCAGCUAAAAAAAAAUUGGUUUAGACUACGGAGUAGCCUAAUGCAAAUUGUUUUUUUUCCAUCAAUGUAGCAGAAAUUAAAAGCGACCAAGGCUUUGUGUUUUUAAUUGAGGUAUGAUUGAAUGCAUGUUGGUUCAGUGCAAAUUGAAGCUAAUGGCAUAUGCAGGGUCAAAGUCUGUUUCCAGUGAUUGGAUCUACCUUGAUUGCUGGCUGUAAAUUAUUCAGCCAAUCUCGCUUUUUCUCUCCAGCUACAUGCAAAGUGUUCCUGACCAUACAUGGAGAACUUUCUCUAAGGUAGGGGACAUAAAACACCGAGAUUCCAUUAUAGUCUUCCAGCGCUGCAAAUCACAGCAGCUCCAUUCCUUCUGCUUCUCCUUGGAAAGACAAUAAAAUCCUCAAACUGAGUAAAUAUGAAGCGAAUAGUUCAAGUGAAAGAUGAGCUGAAAAAUAACAUGGAGGACAUUCCUUAAACUGUAGCCAGGUCUCCUCUCUCACCUCCGUAUCCUCCUUGAUUUGACAACAGCUCUGUCAGUAUGAGCACAUGGAAUCUUCCAUAUUUAUCUCUGAAGACUCCAGAGCUGUCUCCGUGGUAACACCACUUAAACUCUGCUGUUGCCACCUGGAUCCUGCCUGCUGUGACGCAGGAGUCACAGUCCAGUCGGUCUGUCCUGUAAUAUGACAGACAGAGGAAAAUGUCCAAAGUGAGAUGGGGAGGAUUCAGGGAAUGAGAAAGCCGACUACCAAGAAUUCUUAUUCUCUCCAGGCUAGAAACUGUUCAGUAUUAUGCUUUUUUUUUCUCUUUAGGUUAAGGCAUUAGGUAAACUUUUUAUUUUAUUUUUUUUUUCUGUCGGCACAUGUGGCUAAAUCAAAACCUGUUGGACACAAGCUUCCCAUUUACUCUGGGGGUUGCACAAGUCCAAAAUUUGAAUGAGCGAACAAGGUUUUGACCAGCAGAGGUGACAAAAAGAGAGUUUGUUUAUUCCUCAGGCAGACCCACAGACAAAAUAAGAAUCUCUCAACGAUAGAAGUAGUUUUAUUUUACUGAUGUAGAGAAGGAAAGCAAAUGAAAAGUGAUAAAGCACUGAAAUAUACUCACAAUAAGGUCCUGAGGCAAGAACAGCCCUAUUGAAAAAAGUCUUUCAUUUGCAUUAAAAGGAGGAAAAGGUCACAUCACAAUUAAUGGGAAACCUGGAAGAGACACAGUGGUGGUGUGGUCCUGCUUUUGAAAUUUUUAAUUAUAAAGCAUCACUUAAAAAACUAAGUAGUAAUUUAUCUUUAUGUAUUCUUUUUUUUAAUUUAACUUGACUCGACACAAAGCAAGCAUUACUAUCUCACUAUCUCCUUAUUACUGCCAGUAAUAAUGGCUCUAAAAUUGAGUUUGUGGGAGUUACAAGUGCAAAAAAUGUCAGUUGACACAGGUCCUAAAUAUUUGUGUUCUAUUCCCAUCCAGUCCAGUUGAGAUGUGUUGUGUUCCCUUACUUUUGAAGAAAAAAGAUGGUAACUCACAGAUAAUGGGAAUUUCAAAGUCUAAAAAAAUAACACCACACAUAAAACAUCUAAAAGUUUGGAAAAAACCCGACCUGAGCCAGUAUUUUAACCGAUGGGUCCCACCUUUUUUGUUCAAUGUCAUAAUCACUUACUAGUACUCUGUCUCUCACCCUCCCUGCCACUUACUAUUUGCUCCAACUUGUACACACAGACACAUAAACACACACUCACUCACUGAACAGUCAAACAAUCAAGCUUUGAGGUCCUUUGGCGAAACAGAUUGUUUUCCAGUUUAAACAGGAUAUCCUUAUUUGAGCUUGCUGAGUCAGACAUUGACGCAAGAGGCAAACCAGCCUAGACAUUUAAGCGUUUCUAUAGUGACCCUCACCUCGGGCAAUGUUCACUCAUUUAAAAGGUGACAUAACAGCUGCAUUGGUCUAAAUAACUGACCUUGUUGAUCCGACUUGUCAUUUGGCAGUUGUUCAUUGUCACAUUCAUUAAGCUUUUACACCGUUACCUCGACUAAAGGGCCUAAUAAUGGACCAAAGGUUGACGCUUUCUCAGAAUUACAGCUCUUCUAGUGGCUGGGAAAGUGAUCACCUUUCUCUUAUACUUACAUGUAAUGAGGGAUAUUACAAAGUGUUCCUAUAAAUACUUUGGAGGGUAUUAUACAUGAGCAGCCUUUUUUCUUUCUUUCAUUCAAGUUUUAGCAGAAGUGCUCUUUGCAAGCGGCAACAAAGCUAAUAGCUAAGUCGAAAACAGGCCAAUCCAGACAGUGAUUAACUCAUUCCUACAUGAUUCUAUGCUUGGAGACUGGAUUAAAUCAGUGGACUGAGGCACCUUUGUAUAUGUGUCCUAAUGUGGUCUGGAAGGGUUGCAGGCAAAGUGGUGCAGGUAGUCAUAGUAAGGGACUAUUUAAAGGGAUAUUCCAGCGUAAAAUUAAUUUAGGGUCAAACACACCGUAACACCAAGUUAGACACCCCCUCGAGAGAUGGAUGUUGCCGACCACUUGCUUCUCUAGUUAUACCAACUUUCGUCACGACCACACAAUAGCAAUACACAGCAGUCUAUGGAGCCACACACAAACCUCAACCAAAACGCCACUCUAUAGCCACAAAUAAUGCUCAGAACAGCACCUAACUUCAUCAACAGUACAUACAGAGUCCUAGCCACAGCACUAGCCACCAAACAUUUUUUUAGAUUUGCCGAAUUUCUUUAGCAGAGACUAAACACAACUCACCUACUCUCUUACAGCAGCCGCUUGUUCGUAGCGGGACCUCAACCAGUCCAUUACGGACUGCAGAGGGGUGACACAGCUCAAGGAAGAACAUUUAGGACCUUUCCUAAUGGAAAUGCAAUCAGACCGAGACAAGGAAAUGAUAAAGUAAUGAUCAUUAAUGUUCUUCCUUGAGCUGCGUCACCCCACUGCAGUCUGUAAUGGACUGGCCUGAGGUCUUGCUCCAAAAUGGAAAUCUGUCCUAUGGUCUUCAUCUAAAGUUGACCUUCUUUUUGGAUUCACAGAUGCCACAUCAGGCACUUGAUAAGGAUGCCACCCAAUGCCUGGAACAUCACCCUGGAGCUCGAGGUGGACCCUGAGAUUCCUGGGAAGAUUACAUGUCCCAUUUGGCCUUGGAGCACAUCAGGAUCUCCACAUGAAGAGCUGGAUAGUGUUGAGGGGAUAGAGGUCUGGGUUGACUUGCUGAGACUGCUGCCCUGCCACCUGAUCCCAGAUAAGCAAAAGAAAAUGGAUAGAUGGGUGGAUGCCUCUGCUUUAUAAAAGAGAGGAAUAACCUGACAUGUACCCGUGCCAACUAAAAUUAGAAUUUUAUCCCCAUCCCCCCCAAAAUGAAAACUUUUCAGUUUCAUUAUUUGCUGUUGUUUUUGCACUCUUGUCAAACACAUACCCAGGAUUUCCACUGCAUGGGGAAUGGCUCAGAUCUGGAAUGGCUCCAAUUCCUACCAGAUUAGUUUGUGAGGCGAAUUUUGUGGAUUACAGACAAAAGGAAUCAUGAUUCACGGAUUCACGUGUAAUCACGGAUAACAAGUUGUCUUUAGCCACAUAGGCUAACAAUAUAAGCAGUAGAUUGUGUCCUUCAAGAGGAGGAAAUCUACUUCUAGACUUCUUGCGACACAUUAACUUGAAUGGUUACGAUCAGCUACGAUCGCGGAUAUGGCCUUUUCCUAGCUGUUCCGGAUGCGGUGGACAUUGGGGGACACAGAGUUCAAAUGAUUUGCAAAUCAUCACACUCUGUUUUUAGUGCCGUUUUUCCACUGCAUCCCAGCUUUUUUGGAGCUGGGGUUGUAUAACCAAGGAAAAUAUGAUGAAGGCUUGGCUGAAGUAAAAGUAGAAACAUAUCAAGCAGUUCAUGAAGAGAAUUAAAGCUGAAGUCCAGCCAGACUGAGGCCUUGGGUGGUCCGGAGCAGGAAUGUUGUUUGCCCUAAUAUAACCAUUACCCCAUGACACUAGCAGCACAAGCCUGUCUUUGCUAAAAAUAAUUCUGUGACUCGGUCCUGAUGACAGAGCCGUAACAUUUAUGGUGCACUUCUGCUUAUAGUGAUGCACAAAUGACCCACGACAAAAGAGUGUAUAAAAGUGUAACCAUGGUGCCCUCGUCAAUGACCUUAUGUCUUUCAGGUGGAGGUGGUAACCCGACAUGCCUUUUACCUCGUUGCCAUGGUUGCACCGUUCUUCCAAGGUUAAACUCUGACCCUGGAAGUGGUGUGGUGGAGUUUGCUGCAGAGGUGCAAAUGAACUCCAGAGCCGUGCCAGUGUGAGUGUCUGUGGUACCGUAGGAGGGAGGAUGAGGGAGGAAGUAGAGGAGGGUGAGAAGGAGAGCAGGAAAAACGGGGGAUGCUGUGGGGACUGGCGUCACCACAGGGAGAGAGGGAUAGAAAGAGGAGAUAAUGAGUGAGGAGACAGGGGAGAAAGAAGGAAGCAAUCAAAAUGAGGACAAGAAAGGGGGUUCAGUCAAACUGGUGGAUAUGAAAGGAGAUUGGAGUUUGGAAGCAACCAGUGAGCAGAUUAGUGGAAAGAAGGUCAUGGGUGGCGAAUGAAAACGAACAUUAAAAUCAAAUUGAUAGAAAUAAAACCCAGGAUAAAGGAGGAACUGGCGUAGUGAGACAGAUGAGGGAGAUGGAGAGAGGAGUUUAGAGCAGAGGGAAGGUGAGGGAGAAGGCAGACAAAAUCCCGAGGAUUAGUUCCACGCAUUCUUGGCAUCCAUAGUCACAGCAGCACUCAAGGCUGGUGUGGUGAUGGCAUUUGCAUUCACUGAUGAGGGCUGACUUUUCCUGUCUUGUUUCAGAACUUCCUCAGUCUGUUUCGCUCCUUGCGUGCCCUUCUUGUCUUGUAUUCCCUGAAGUUAGGGAGGAUUAGCUCACAUAGGCCAGCAAGAAAGUUCUUACAUGACAGGAUGAGUUUUACAAGUUGAACGUAUCCUGAAAAAAGUAAUAGAAAUCUUCCUCGUCUUCAGGUUUAUCCACAUAUUCAGGAGCCGACCAGAGGAUCAUCACAGCACAGAUUCUACUACCUACAGGUUGAAAACGAACUUUUAAAAUGAGAGAUUUUUGUAGUUUUUGCUUCAAAGAAUUACUAACUAGUCCAAACUUCAAAGGAAAAAAAAUCUGCAGCACUUUUAAGAGGCUCUUCAGAGAGCUUUUACUCACAAAAUGCUUUUUAAUGCGAAUUGAGAACAGCCUUGGACUCAGUUUGACACUUACAUGUGUUGCUGAAAAUCGUUUAACAGCACUGAAUGCCCUUAAAUGACGGACAAAAGCUUCACACAAAUCAGACGACUCAGGGUCAAUGUUGCAUUUGAGUUUUAAAUGAUAGUGUGAAAUGAUUUAAUGUGAAUAAUUAACAUUUUUUAAAACAUAUUUUACUAAAAGGCAGAUCUUUAAUAAAGCAAGUGCACAAGAUCUAAUUUUGAUUUCCACUGGUCCACCUGUAAGAUGACCUUUGUAGACUUUCUGAAGUAGAAAGAGAUGAAUACACAUGAAAAUAAAUAUUGGAAACUGUGAGUGUUACAUUUAUAAACCCCCACGUCAGUUUAAUAAUGAAGAACAAGAGGCUUUCUUCCUAAAUAUUACAGACACAAGCUGGAGCCCCCUGUCUUGGUGCACGUGCAAUAUAAUUAAAUAAACACUUGCCAAGGACCAGUGCAUCAGGCUAAAUAACUUCUUUUCAGACUUAUCAGAAAUGAUGGGGUUACUUAUUGAAGUAAUUCAGUAAAAAAUGUCAUUUUUAGAGGGUAGUUGCAAAAGCUUUAGAUAAGUCACAAGCAUUUUCUCAUACUAAUCAUUCCCCCCGUUUACAUAAUAAAUAAACUAAGACGGACAUCAAGGUAAUUAGAGAAAGAGUAUUAAUACUCCUGGGAACUUUCAAAAUGUUCUUUUCUGUUGGUAAUUUCUGUAAAAACUAUGCUAAAUCCCUCUUAAGUUGAAAGCUUGUAACAAGAACAGACCAUUUGAUUUGUCGAAUCUGGUCUGAGGUUACAUUAUUGUUGACAUAAUGAAUGAAGUGAAUUGGCGUCCACCUGGCUUAAUUUGUUUUUAAAGUAUUAACAUUUAAUCCCUCCCAGCUUAAACCUUCUGGUACAAACAACUCAAAACCUCACAGCUGUGCCAAGUUUGGAGGCCGGUUGAGCAAGACAGCAGCUGAUUACAGCCGCAGAUUGUAUUUGGUUUGUUGAACAAUAGACCAGAACCACAUGAGAUAUUUAUUUCUCAUCAGGGCCUGGAGGCCUUAGACACAAUGCUGGCUUUACAGGGAGUCAAAAUAUGGUUGAAUGGUUGGUAUUAAGACGGCUUCAUGUGAAACAAGCUGACAUUGUUACCCAGCUUUCAAGCAGAGACUUGUUUAAGUAAACAUGACACACUGUACUGUUUGGAAAGGGCAGAGUCAAAGUCAAGAAAUAAGACAGGGUGAAAAACUGAGAAUCAACACAGAGGUCAGUGAGAGUUUAGCCAUCAUGUGUAAACUUUCUCAUAUAGUUUAAAUGUACAAUUCAGUCACUUCUGCUCAAAUUUGUUGGAAUGAUAAUAUUAAAUCCAGUAAAUCCAGUUUGUUUUCUUGCUCAAACAUGAACUCUUCUCCUGAGUUCAAAUGAAGGUUUGAAUAAUGAUUAAAAUGUAACAGCCCCAUUAAAUAUUGAUUGGACAUUAGGCAUUAACUUUGAUAACAGUUGAUCUGUUUACUCUGUUGAAAAUCAGUAUAAGUUAAAAUUUUAUAGUAAUGUUAACAGUCUGCCUCCUCCUCCUGUAGUCUAAAGGUCCUUACACACCGAGACCGACACGAAAUUACGAAAUAUUCUGAGGCAAAUUUUGAUGCGCCUGCCUAUACACAUCAAACGCAAUGUGAUUUUGUGACUCUUUGGGGGAAAAAAGAUACGUCCCAGGUGGAAGCAAGAAGACUGACACAACAGCAGACUGACUGUUUUUCAGUUCUGAUUAGACUCUAGUGUUGAGAUGGCUGUCUGUCAUGAUAGCACGUUCUGAGUUGGGGCCAGUACCAGAUAAGCACAUUUAACUAUAAUCCAUAAAUGUAAGGUAACAACUGAGACCUAAUGGUGCUGUGAUAGCAACGCGAUUGAGUUUGAGACAGUGAAAAUACGUAUGGUAUGUUGUAUCUGAACAGGUUAGCUUUCGAGCUAAAGUUACUUAGCACAGAUGAAAGUUAAAACAAAGACAUUUAGCAAACUGUUAAAGCACACAAACCAUCGUCAUAUGAGAAAAACGACACUAUGACUCUCCACAAGUUGUCCUUAAGGUCGUAAGGGAAACAAGCAGCCGGUCGGCCAUGUUGGAUAUACUGGUGAAUCUGACAUCGCAACAACAUGAAAUGUGAUUGGUCAGAAGUGGACACACAGUAUGUGAAACUUAAAAAUAUUUGACCGUGAUACAAAAAAAUAAAUGCCGCAAUAUUGCAGGACGGGACAACGUCACUGAUGUGAACACUUGUAUUGACAGGAUACGGGUUCGAAAAAAAUAUUGACGUCUGAAAUAAUCGCACAAAAAAACACUCCCGGUGUGUGAGGACCUUAAAUGUAACACAUUAUAUUUUAUAAAGAUCCACAGACUUUUCAAAUCAAGAAAGGAUAUGCUCUCGCUCAAGUUGUCUAUGAUCCAUUUCACUAUCUAAAGAGCCAAGUUUGGAUCUUUCUCACAACCGCAGUUUGGUUGAGGUUUAGGGUUAGGGUUAGGGUUAGGGGGGUCCCUGUGAUGGUAAUUCAGGUUCUUUUUAGUGAUCAAGAUAAUUUAAUGCAGUAAGAAGUGGCUUUUUGAGGCUUCUCAUAUAGUCAUUAAUUAGCAUAAUCAGCACAAAUUACUCUUGCAUGGGAGAAAAUUUAGCAAAGAAGAAGCAGAUGUUGCUUAUUUUCCAACACUAACUUUGCUCUUUGGGGGGAAUUUUGAUGUUUAUCAAUGCUAACUUGAUCACAGAGCUCUGCUGAUGCUAGAAGAAGGCCUUGGAUCAUCAUAUUUGAAGCGGGGGCCAUGGACUAAGCUGGUAGCUGGCAGAACGAGCUGGAGUUGGAUUCUGGCCUCAUAUUUCUGUAAAAACCUGACCCGCGUUCAAACAAACUGAACCCGAUUGAAAGUGUUGUUGUUCUUGUGUAUGAGGACACAUUUAUGUCACAGUGAAGUCAAAUUAAGAAGUAUUAGAUUUGGCAUUUUAAGGAAGCCAUAUAAAGCCUCUGAAGUCUUGUUUUAUUAGAGAGAUUUAUUCAACACAUAGAUGGUGUUGUGAGUCAGAGACUGUAAACUCAGCUUUUAUUGAAGUGAAGAUUUGGUUGGUCUAAAAAAAAUGACAGCAGACUUGAAAUAUGUCACCGUCACGCUUCUCAUUGAGCCCACAGGACACACAGUCUUGUUUCUGCUACAGGUUUCCUCCCCUAUUUCCCAUAUUGCCAUUAAAAUUUCUCUCUGCACUGCAGGUACUUUCAUCCUUCCUGACAACAACAGCACAUGUCCAAACCUCGAGCCAGACAUGAAAACAAAACUCCACCGGGGGUCCAGUAAACCUAUUAACCAGCAGAGGAGCGGAGAGUCAUGUGGCUCAGAGCUGGGGCAGGUCACUGCCUCUCUAAGGUGGUGGUCCUGUUCAGGUUACUAUGGCAACUGUCUGACAGGAGUUACAUAACAGCCGAUCAAACCCGUUCUACCCCACUGAGGGCUUUAACAAUGUUGUCAAAAAAGGGGCGCCUGCUGAUUUUGCUGAAAUGUCCAUAGGAAGUGUGCUGCGUUGAGCCUUUCUGCUUUUUUUCUCCCUUUGCUGCCACUUCUUGCUUUAAAAUCAUUCAUUUUCUCUAUUUUUUUUUACCAACAGAGCAUUUUAGAUGUAGAUCCUGUUGUGCUUUUUAAACUCAUGUGGAUUUUGGAUAUGUUUGAAAAUCUAUAAUGUGCCAGUACAUGAUCUGGGUGCCUGGCUGAUGAGUCCAAAAAGCAUACGGUCUGAGUGGAAACGUGCUGUUUUAUACAUAAAUUGGCUUCUACAGCUGGCUAGCUAUCUGGUUACAGCUUUCAAGGUUUUGGCAACUAGCAUCUAGAAUAAAUAUCAUCCUUUUCUAUAAAACAUGGUAUUGAGUUACCUUGUAGUAUUUGUAUGAAAAAAAUGUGCAAGUAAUUAUGUGAUUAUUUUAAAGCUCCAAUAGGUUUUUUUGGACAUGAAUAGAUUGACUGAAAUUUACAUUGAUAUCUUUUAGUGAAAGCUAAUGAGACCUUCAGAGUCAAAAUUGAUUAUUCUUUUUCCAAAUUUUUACUGCUCAAAACUGGUAUGAGAGGGUAGGUGUCAGCUGAGCAGCUAAAGAAACAGCCCUGUUCUACAAUUUCUACAUAAAAUAUUAACAAUAAAUGACACAUUUGAUUGAAAAAAAGUCGCCAGGGUGGGAUUUUUUUUUUUUUUUUUUUUUUUUGUCAGAAGUCAUUACCUUAGUUUGUAGAGGAGAAGAUAGAUCUUGUCCAGAGGGGGGCACCAAAAUUGACACAAAUCAAAAGUUCCUGAUAGGAGCUUCAAAGAUGGUACAAUGCAAAAGCCAAUGACUGUGUGUAUAAAUUAGCCUGGCUGGGCCAUCCAGUUGCGUGAAUCACUUGCCUUUCCUUCCCACAACAGUCUGGACUUCGGCCAAUUGGAAGCCCUAAAAGUGGGCGGGAGUACUUCCCUUGACAGACAGACUACUGUAACCAAUCACCGUAACCAAACACCUGACGUCAUCACAGUGCGCAACUGUGUUCCCUGCUGAGCUCUCAAGCAUCAAGUAAAGGUUUGGUAAUAUUUCAACGUGUGCGAGCAAACAAUGUCUUCUACGUCUUCUUCUGCGGAUAUAAACGAUUUCUGCCGACUUUGCAAAGUCAACUGCAGAAUUAACGGUGUUCUGAAUGAACGGCGCUUUGAAAAGUCCCGCAGCAUGUGUUAGACGUCACCAUCUACACAUGGACCAAUCAGAGGCUGCCUUUCACUGUUGUCCGGGAAACAGUGGAACACAGUCACUGAUUGGCCCGGUUAUUUUCUAAUCGCUAAUACACGCUCCCAAUUGGCCGAAGUCCAAACUGUUGUGGGAAGGAACGGCAAGUGAUUCACGCAACUGGAUGGCCCAGCCAGGCUAUGUAUAGAUGCGUUUAUAUAUAUGUUUCUUAAAUUCUUAUUUAUUUAUUUAUUUUCCAAGGUACAUUUUGUAUAAGUCCUUUUUGUCACUUGUGUCACUGCUCAUUGUCCUUUUUACAUUUUGCCUGUAAGGUGCCCUCUAGCUAGAGCUCACUCACUUUCCCAGAUUUCCAGCCUUUUCCAGGGCAUCGAGACAUGGUUAUGCAAAACUCUUGUCAACACAACAUCUUCCAUCCUCCCCCACUAUGAAAUAUUUACAGGCAGAGUCCAACAGAUUUGUCAGGAGAGAUCUGAAAACUCUUGAAUGAUGGAUCGGGAAUGUUGUUUUGACACAAAGUUGGACUGAAAGACACUCAAUCUAUCAUCGCUGCUGCGGGGAUGUAAUCAGAUUGGCUACCUGAGAGCACGCUGUGUUGUAAUGACCUCUAAUCACUCAGUAUGUUUUCAUGAGUGCAGUCUCAGGGAUUAUUGUCCUGUCUUUUAUCUAAGGAGAUAAAACGAGCGCACGUGUCUUGGGCUUCUUCUUUUUUUGACUGUGCGGUUUUCAAGCUUGUGCCUGUGCAUUCCUGUCAACAGGCCUCCCUCCGUUACCGCCGAACACUGGGGAGUCUUUUUGUGGAUUCCAGAUGUCAUGGCAACAGGAUGACAGUGGCCUCAAGCCCACGCAGUAAUCGUCACUGAUGAGGUAAAUAUGCUAUACUCCGCUAGAAGAUGUCAACACAAAUCACACUUUCUUUUCACGAAACGCAACAACAUAAUUCUCCUGGUGGUAAUGAGUCAUCCACAUGCAGUUACUUUCUGAUUUGUCUCAAGUACUGACAGAAAAUGGAGCCGGAGCUGUGUGCAGAAGCAGACGCCAUCGGUUACUCAGUAGUGACAGAAAUAAAGAAUAAAUACAGAGACACUCAUCCAUGCAUUAUUCAGAGAGUCAAAGCCCCACACUCGGGAAACAACAGGAUUCAGUUCGCAAAGCUGCCAAGUUCGACACCUGGAGUUCUCACUUUUCUGUCGCUGAGUGUAAUUAAAGGGAAACCAUAGAAACCUUACAUAAUGUUGUCAAGAUCUGAUCAAGAUCUGAAAGUCUACGUUCAUCUUUCACUCAUUUCUGAGAGCACAGAAUGAUAAAUGUCGUUCAUAUUUCAUUUAAAAAGCAGCUGCUGCAUACGUAAAAGCCUCAGGUCAGAGCAGACAGAGAAGAUAGACAGCUGGUGAGACCGGAGAGCCAUCCUCCGCCUGUGAGGCCGCGUCUCCGCUUGAAUUCACAGAAAGCUGUGAAGUCCCUAGAGACAACCACAUCCACAUUCAUGUGUUGAUGAACCAACAGUCACCAAAGGUCAAACAUUUGAAAAACAAAUGUCACUCGUCAGCAUGCAAAAUAAAAAAAUGAAAAAUCUGAGUCUGGAUGCGAUCCAGUUUUAAAGCAGUUGUUUGGGUUGGUGCACUCAUACACACAUACACACACAGACACACAUGCACAGACAGACAGACAGACAGCUGGUGGUAAACGGUGUCUGUGGAGCAUGGUAACCUGCUGCAGGGCUGGUUGUACAGUCUGGCACAGAACCAUGGGGAGGGAGAGCUGGGUUCAGCCUGCGGGUGUGUGCAUAUGUAAACCAGAUAAUUUCAUUGGGUAAAUCCUAAAGUUUGGUUAUCCUAUGAAUAUUUAAUAAAUAAUAACCUACCAGGUUUAGUUUUUUCCUCAGAAAUAUGAUCUAUCAGAAGCUCUAUAUUCGACUUAUGAAAACAGGUUAAAGAAAGGAGAUUGCACUGACGUUUUGAAUCUGAUAUUCUCAGAGGCAAAAGGCGAGUUUCGGUUUUAAUCGUUGUGGUUUAAAAGCACAGUGUUUUACCAGGGACAUAAGGUGUUGCAUUUGUAUAGACAUUUUUUCUUACUUAAGUUGAGCAACAAAGAAAAUAAUCUGAAGCAUUAAUGCAGUUAAGAGAUGAGAAAGAAGAAUAUUAAGGCACAGUAAAAGAUGUACGUUUAACACUGUAACUCCAACCAGUUUCCAAAACGACAGACUAAAACUUAACCAAGACCUGAUGCAACAUUUGUCAUUUUCAAAUGAAUCCUGUCCUCUCUUUGUUAUUAGUUUUUGUUGCUCAAUAUUCAGGGGAAUACUUUAAAUGUUUUUAUGAAAAUAGGUCAAAAAAAAAAAAGGAGAUUGCACUGACGUUUUGAAUCUGAUAUUCUCAGAGGCAAAAAGCGAGUUUUGGUUUUAAUCGUUGUACAAGUGGUUUAAAAGCACAGUGUUUUACCAGGGAAAUAAAGAGUUGUAUUUAAAUAAACAGUUUUUUUUUGUUUUUUUUGUAAUUUUUCUUAUGAGAGUCAAGCAACAAAGAAAAUAAUCUGAAGCAUUAAUGCAGUUAAGAGUGCAAACUGCAACUCCAACGAGUUUCCAAAAUGACAGACCAGAACUUAACCAAGACCUGAUGCAACAUUUCUCAUUUUCAAAUGAAUCCUGUCCUCUCUCUGUUAUUAGUUUUUGUUGCUCAAUAUUCAGGGGAAUACUUUUAAUGUUUUUUAAGAAGCACCCGAGCAGUGUAAAUGUAAUUCUGGCCUGAAGCUCCAUCAAUAUUCAGCUGUGUGGGAAGUAGGCAGCAAUGUCCGAGAUGAUCGCGGUUAUGAAAUCGUGGAUGAGUGGGUUAUGCAAACGUUUAGGACACACACCCACACACUCUGACGCUCACACACAUACACAUUCACACACAUACAGGGACAGAACAGAGUGUAUCGGGCGACUGAUGAGCAGGACUGACGCAUGUCUGUCCUCACAGUGUUCACACAGUCAGGCUCAUUGAUUCUGAACAAAACUGGAACAGUGAUUUGACUUCCAUUAUGUUUCUGUCCCUCUCUCCUUCUCUCUGUUGUUCUUUAUGGAAAUUCAAGCCUCUGUUUCUCUCUUUUUCUCUUAAUGAAUCAAACUAAUUGCAUGUUGUUCUCGGGUGAACUCAGAUCAGG
Messenger RNA from Xyrichtys novacula (pearly razorfish), 15670 nucleotides. The record is from the annotation of a GenBank genome assembly. Lineage: Eukaryota; Metazoa; Chordata; Actinopteri; Labriformes; Labridae.